AUGGAUGCAGAAGAUUUUAAGCGUAAGGUUUCUGCCUUGAAGCGAAAAUUAUCAGAUAGUGCUAAGGAAGUCCAAACUAUUAAUGAGAAGGGUAGAGCAGCUCUCAAAGAUCCUGCUCAAGUGAACUUAUUCAAGGGUACUGUAGUUGCUGAGAUAAAAGAUGCUUCCGGAAGAUUUCAACCCAUACGUCUAGUGAUAGACUCAGGAAGUCAACAUUCCUUCAUAACUCACAAAUGCCUCACCAAACUUGGUUUAUCGACAACUCCAUAUCCAAAGAAGAUAUCGGCUAUUGGCCAGACCAUAUUUGAUGGUGCAAAAGGCAAAGCACUUUGUCAUCUGAAGCCAAAAAAUCAGGAAUCCCCUAUCCUCAAAACAGAAGCUGUUGUGAUCAACAAUAUUACUUCAUACCUACCCAACUUCACUAUGCCUUCUAACUUAUGGUCGGAAUAUACCAAAUUUGAACUAGCAGACCCUAACUUUUGGGAACCUGGACCUAUUGAGUUUUUAUUGGGCUCUGACUUGUUUCCAGAUGUUUGGCUUGGAUCUUCGAUUACUCUUCAUGAAAACCAACCCAAGCUGUUUGCAUCAGUCUUUGGCUACAUUGCUAUUGGGAGAGUUCUUGACUGUCAAUCAUCCACUAAUAUGAAUGCUUCUUUCUUCACCCUUGCUUAUGAUAAAUAUGAUAUUCAUAAUCAGCUGCAACGAUUUUGGGAACUCGAGGAACCUGCUUCUAUCCCAGUCAAAGAAAACCCAGAAGAUUUAGCUUGUGAAAAGCAUUUUACAGAGACUCACUACAGACUUGAGAGCGGCCAGUACGUUGUUCGCCUACCGUUUAAAAGUGAGCCAAAGCAUCUUGGUGACUCUGAAAGAAAUUCUCUGAAAAGACUAUACAGUCUAGAAACAAAACUGACAAAGAAUUCUCUACUUAAGUCUGAAUACUGCAAUUUCAUGAAAGAAUACCUUGAACUGGAACACAUGAGCCCCACAUCAUCUACUUCAAAAUAUGUGAUCCCGCACCAUUCUGUUACUAAAGAAGAUCGCUCACAGAUUAAGCUCAGAGUAGUAUUUGAUGCUUCUUCCCUUACUGACUCUAACAUGACUCUUAACAACCAUCUUAUGAUAGGCCCAAAAUUACAGCAAGACAUCAAAAGUAUCUUGACAAGAUUUAGGAUGUAUCCAGUAGUUUUUGUGGCGGAUAUAAUAAAAAUGUACAGGCAGAUUUUAGUUCAUCCCUCUGAUAGGGUAUAUCAACACAUUUUCUGGAGAUUUGAUCCUUCUGAAGCUAUUCAGAAAUAUGAACUGAAUACAGUAACGUAUGGUACUACCUCAGCACCUUUUUUAGCCUUGAGAGUCAUGAAACAGCUAGCAAUCGAUGAAGGGACUGACUAUCCACAUGCAGCAAAGGCUAUUCUUCAAGACAUGUAUGUCGACGAUCUUGUCACUGGUGCUUCUACUGUUGAUGAAGCCUUGAAACUCAAGGAUGAAGUAAUCAAUCUUUUACACAAAGGUCAUUUUGGUCUAAGUAAAUGGGCCAGUAACUCUCAGGAAAUUUUAAAUGCAAUCAAUCCUUCAAAACAUAUCAAACAGAUCAACCUCUCAUCUAGUGAAGAUUCAAAUGUCAAGAUCCUAGGACUUCAAUGGAACCCUUCAAGUGACACGUUUGCAUACCAGAUUGAACAAUUUACACCUGUGUUUACUAAAAGGGCUAUCCUAUCAGCUGUGGCAAAGAUUUUUGAUCCUCUAGGAUUCGUUUCUCCUGUGAUAAUGAUUGCAAAGGCCUAUGGAAAUUGA
This is a messenger RNA of Macrosteles quadrilineatus (aster leafhopper), 1791 nucleotides long. RefSeq lists its product as uncharacterized. Lineage: Eukaryota; Metazoa; Arthropoda; Insecta; Hemiptera; Cicadellidae. The transcript is spliced from 2 exons. Bases 1 to 1791 code for a protein of 596 amino acids. The record is from RefSeq and is a predicted model, not a curated record.